Parasteatoda tepidariorum (common house spider) is the source of this 1953-nucleotide messenger RNA. RefSeq lists its product as uncharacterized. Lineage: Eukaryota; Metazoa; Arthropoda; Arachnida; Araneae; Theridiidae. The record is from RefSeq and is a predicted model, not a curated record. Gene Ontology annotation, molecular function: protein binding.
GUUAUUGUUUUUAGUUUGAAAGGUGUAUCGUGAAGACGCUGAAUCCACUGUUUCGCUCUGGUUUGUCUUUCGAAUUAUUUAUAAAAAAGAAGUUCAUUUUGCAUGCAAAUAUGGCCAGAGAUUCAGGAAAAAUAAUCGGAUUUUCUUUUAAUUGGCGAAUAGAAGAUUUUACAUUAUGUUUACAUAAUAAGUAUGUAUCGAUCGAUAGCCCUGUAUUUCGAAUCAAACAAUUCCAGAACUCUGCAUGGAGACUUGAGCUCGAUUUACGUGGCGCUGCAGAAGAGAAUAUUAAUCUGAAUUUAUUCAGAUGCAUAGAUGACUUGAAUGAUUCAUCUAAAGUAGCUACUGAUGUAAGGCUAUUUAUCGAAAAAACUGAUGGCUCGUGUGUAUUUACUGAUAGAGUAAAUAUAUUUUUUUCACCAUCAUCUCGUUAUAUCGAACCACUUACCUUAUCUAAAAAAACUGUCUUGGAUACAUACUUAAACAAAGAUAUUCUAACUGUUGGACUCCAUUUUUUCAUAAGCUCCGAACCUUUUCUGCUAGAAAAUGUACCUGUUGAAUGUAACGCGCGUUCGAAACUGAUUAAGACGGAAUACUCAAUUCUUCUGCCUCUGAAGGUCUCUGAAAUGUACAAUAAUUCUGAAUAUUCCGUGACCUCUCCCUUUGCGUCCACCUCAACAGAACACCCAGAAUUUCAAAUCGAAUUGCAUUGUUAUGUUUGCAACGAUAAUAAGAACCCAGUUACAAUUACCAUCCACAUGGCGAAAUCGGAUUUUAAAGGGUUUUUGCAAUGCAAGUUAUCAUUUUUAAAUAAAGAAGUCGUUAAGUAUAUGUGCAAAAAUAAUUAUACGUUUGUACCAGGGAUGGAUGACCCUGCUUGGAGGAUUGAUAUUUCAAAGGAAACUUACAGUAAAUAUUCCAUUUCGGAUUCUCUUUGUUUGAAAUGUGAACUACUUGCAUCAACAGGAAAAUUUACUUCAAUUUUGGAGAAGACUGUUUACAAACAAGAAAUUUCCGAUGAUUCAAAUAGCAACAGUUUUAAUAUGAGCUAUCUUCAAAGUAACUUGUUAGAAAUGUACGAGAACAAAAUUUUAUGCGACUUCAAAGUGCUUGUUUCCGGAAAAGAAUUUUCGGUUCAUAAAACGAUUCUUUCUGCAAUGUCGCCCGUAUUCCAAGCUAUGUUCGAAAGUGGUAUGACUGAAACAGCGAAGUCACAAGUGACCAUUGAAGAAUAUUCUGUCGACGCAGUUGAAAAAAUGCUAAAUUUCUCGUACAGCAACAGGGUGACAGGCCUUGAAUGGAAUGCUUCACUAGAACUAUAUUCCAUUGCGGAUAAAUACCAAAUCCAAAAAUUAAAAACUAUUUGUUCUUCGUUUCUUGAAUCCACUUUAAGUGCUGAAAGAGUGCCAGACUUAUUAGCCCUGGCAAACUUGCACGAAGAUGCUCAUUUGAGCAAAAUAGCCGAUAAUUUCAUUUGCGGUAAUUCAAAAGCUGUAUUUCAAUCGACCGUUUGGGAAAAUUUUAUGAAGGUUAAUGCUCAGGUUGCUUCUGAAACUAUGUAUCGCAUUUGCAAGUUGUUUUCUGAGAUCAAUAUCAACCCACUGGAUUAAAAUUUCUAGUUGAGCUGAUAUUGCACUGUUGCUUUAAAAAUUGAGAGAGCAGCCCAGCAACCAUCACAUUUCAAUACAACUCUUAAUGUAUGAUGUAUUGUAUCUUACGAAUAUAUUAAUAAAAAUUGUGUUACUGAUGCAUCUCUUAUAUGUGAGAUAUUACGUUACAGUUGAAUUAUAGCAAUGGUAACAUCUGCUGUUAAUUUAGUACUCAGUGAUCUUUUUCAUUUUUUAGAUUUCUUGCUCAGUUGAUAUUGCAUUGUUGCUUCAAAAAAUGAGAGAGCAACCCAGUAACCAUCACAUUUCAAUACAACUUCUAAAAUAUGAUGUAUUGUAUUUAACA